UUCAAAGUUAUCUAGACUACGCCACUGAGAAAGACCCAUUUCUGAACACUGUGAACCAAAGCUUACAACUUCUGUCUUAUUUAUCGGUCAGUUUGAGAUUGAGAAACCAGAAUGUCUCAACCUGUCAUACCCAUGAACUCUUCAACACUCAUCAUUCAGCUGCAACCAGCAACACAAACAGCACCUGGGACGACGGGAGCUUCACCUCUUCAAGGACUUCAGAAAUUUCUGAAAGGAGAACCGAAAGCCCUUGGGAUGGUCCAGAUAAUGAUCGGUGUGAUGACUUCGCUGUUUGGCAUUGUGUCUACAGUUUAUGCUGAAACCGACUUUGUCUAUAGUGGUAUUCCUUUCUGGGGAUCUCUCAUCUACAUUACCGCAGGCUCACUCUGCAUUGCUGCAGAAAACAAAAUUAAUUCUCCCUCCAGAUUUUGUUUGGUGAAUGCUUCACUGGGAAUGAACAUUUUCAGUACGAUAACCGCAGGCAUUGCCAUUAUUUUACUUUCACUAGAUUUUCUUAUAAGGCGAUACUAUUACUGCAGUGAUUCUUUCUGUCCUUCAGGGGCAAUGUAUAAGACUCUCUUCUAUGGAAUCAGAGGUGUAUUAAUAUUAUUUGCUGUGCUCGAGUUUAUCAUCUCCAUCUGUCUGUCAGCAUUUGCCUGUAAAGCCAGUGCCUACAGUUCUCCUGCUCUGGUGCAGUUUGUGCAGUCCUCUGAUUUAAUACGUUUCCAUGAUCAUAACAGCUCAGAGACACCUGUAGCCAGCAGCUCUUCCAUUCAUCACCAGUCUGCAGACACUCCUCCACAAUACAGUGAAUCCAAAUAAAUAUGAAUAAGUGGGCUGUUACCUUAUGAAACAAAAUAUAUGUGGGAAUGUAUUAGAAAAAUGUAAUGCAAUAUAUUAAAUAAUAUAUAUAUUAUAUAUUAAUAUAUAUAGAUUUUUAUAUAUUGUUAUUUUCAUCUUAUGUUUUUCAACAUAUAUACUGCAUCAUAAUUGUACAUGUAAUAGCUUUAUUAAAACACUCGAUUUCAAUUUAAAAAAUUAAUGCUUAAGUUCACAUCAUAUAGCUGAACGCAAACCUUUCUCUCACUUUAAUGUUUGGAUAGUUACACAUUCAGUAUAAGAAAAUAUCUGUGAUGUAUAAAAGAAAACUGUACUGAAAAUAUAAAUAAAAGUUUUGGACUUUAAGA
Molecule: messenger RNA, 1187 nt
Organism: Carassius auratus (goldfish)
Lineage: Eukaryota; Metazoa; Chordata; Actinopteri; Cypriniformes; Cyprinidae
Product: membrane-spanning 4-domains subfamily A member 4A-like
Exons: 8
Coding region: 112-822 (236 amino acids)
Cellular component (GO): membrane
Source: RefSeq, a predicted model, not a curated record